Molecule: messenger RNA, 2094 nt
Organism: Spinacia oleracea (spinach)
Lineage: Eukaryota; Viridiplantae; Streptophyta; Magnoliopsida; Caryophyllales; Amaranthaceae
Exons: 5
Coding region: 1-2094 (697 amino acids)
Source: RefSeq, a predicted model, not a curated record
AUGCCAUAUAACUUACCUCCAGAUCUUUGUAUGAAGCAGUCUAAUAUACUUCUUUCGAUGCUUAUUCCUGGUCCUAAAGGACCCGGUGAUGCAAUUGACAUAUAUUUGCAACCAUUGAUCGAGGAAUUAAAAGAUCUAUGGGACACUGGUGUCGAGACCUUCGAUGCAGCAACUCAACAUCAUUUUAAUUUACGUGCAGCACUGAUGUGGAACAUUAAUGAUUUUCCAGCAUAUGCCAUGUUGUCAGGAUGGAGUACUAAGGGUUAUUUGGCAUGCCCUCGUUGCCUUAAGGAUACACGAUCAAUGAGACUAUCUCAUGGGGGCAAAGAAUGCUACAUGGAGCAUAGAUGUUAUUUGCCAAAGAACCAUAGAUGGCGGAAGGAUAAGGAUUCAUUUGACGGAAAAGUUGAGCAUGGUCUACCUCCUGAACCUUGUUCAAUUGAUGAAAUUCUUCGUCAACUCGAGGAUCUCGAGAACAUUGUUUUGUCCAAGGAUCCACAUGUGAAGACAAAAAUAAAUCAUGAGCUUAGGGGUGAUAAUUGGAAUAAGAAAAGUAUUUUCUUUGAGCUUCCAUACUGGAGGAAACAUUUGUUACGGCACAAUUUAGACGUGAUGCAUAUUGAGAAAAAUAUAUGUGAUAGUGUUCUUGGGACAAUUAUGAACAUCAAAGGGAAGACUAAAGACACUAUAAAAUCACGUCAUGACUUGGAAGCUAUGGGGAUAAGGCCACAUUGCACCCAGUCAAAGAAGGGGACAAAUAUAAGAUGCCUCCAGCACCGUUUAAAGAGCCAUGAUUGCCAUGUAAUACUCGAACAUCUACUUCCUUUGGAAAUACGUGGUCUACUCACUCCACUUGUACGUGAAGCACUGAUUGAGCUAUCAAGGUACUUUACCUUAUUAUGUGCUAAAGUACUUAAAGUGAGUGAAUUGAAGCAACUAGAGACCCAAAUUCCUAUCACUCUCUGCAAAUUAGAGAAGGUUUUUCCUCCCUCGUUCUUUGAUGUGAUGAUGCAUUUGCCAAUUCAUUUAGCCAAUGAAGCUAUGAUCGGAGGUCCUGUUCAGUUCAGAUGGAUGUAUCCUAUUGAACAAUAUAUGUAUAAGCUUAAAUCUUAUGUACGAAAUAGGGCUCAUCCAGAAGCAUCAAUUGUGGAGGGCUAUUUAGCAGAUGAGUGUAUGACCCUUUGCUCAAGGUAUAUGCAUAAUAUAGAAACAAGAUUUAAUCGCCAGGAACGAAAUUAUGAAAAUGCAAACGGCAGUGAUGAAGCCUUCGAUAUUUUCAGCCAUUCUGGUAGAGGUUUAGGAGCUCCAACUGUUAUAAGUGUUCCCAGGCGUGAAAUGGAUCAAGCUCACGAUUACAUUUUGAAGAACUGCGACGAGGUUCAACCUUUCCUACAAGAGUAUUCUGAAACUCAUCCAAUAGAUGAUUCUGGGAUCACCGAAGAGGAAUGGAGCGAGAAUUUUAGAAAAUGGUUUAAGGAUGAAGUUGCGCUCUUAUAUGAGAAUAAUAAGAGCAAGGAAAUAGAAAAUCUCCUCUCACUUUCACGUGGACCAACUGAAUAUGUAACAUCUUUUAGUGGUUAUGUUGUAAAUGGAUACAGAUUUCGUACCCAAAACCUUGAUAAGAAUUUGAGAACACAAAAUAGUGGCGUGGUUGUGUUAGGAAAUACGGGUGAUGGAGAUGAGAACAUGGAUUAUUAUGGAGUUGUAACAGAAAUUUUAGAGAUACAAUAUCUCGGAGGAAACCGGAUUGUGCUAUUUCGGUGUAACUGGCAAUUAAAAACUGAUGAACCAUUUAUCUUAGCUAGUCAAGCAAGACAAGAUUUUUAUGCCACCGCCAACAUUAACAAAGGUUGGGUUAUUGCAUCAAAGACUCAACCGCGCAACUUGUUAGAUGAUGACAGUGAUGUUGAUGAGCAAAGUGAAGCAUACCAACAGAGUGAAUUUGAUAGACCAACAUAUGUUGCAUCUUCCUCUACAAGUGCAAGUAGUGAAAUAUGUAGAAGUCGGGCUAGCAUAGAUCCCAUUAUUGUGGAAGAUAUUUCAAUCAAAAGUGGAGAACAACAAGCUCCUGUGAAGAGGAGAAGAGAGGAAUGA